AUGAGAGACACUUGGGAGGAGAAGAUUCAAUGGGUCCAGAAGCAAAAGCGAACAUUUGCCGAACUAGUCACACAGAGAACAAAACCGAGCAAAGGCGAUGGCAAAAGGCUGCUUUUGAUGUUGAAGCUUGCUGGCUGGAGUUCCUCUAUGGCCACUGUAUUCAUGGAAGAGCGUGUUAGGCAUUAG
This is a messenger RNA of Exophiala aquamarina CBS 119918, 186 nucleotides long. RefSeq lists its product as uncharacterized. The record is from RefSeq and is a predicted model, not a curated record. Lineage: Eukaryota; Fungi; Ascomycota; Eurotiomycetes; Chaetothyriales; Herpotrichiellaceae. Bases 1 to 186 code for a protein of 61 amino acids. The transcript has 2 exons.